Racocetra persica is the source of this 614-nucleotide messenger RNA. The record is from the annotation of a GenBank genome assembly. Lineage: Eukaryota; Fungi; Glomeromycota; Glomeromycetes; Diversisporales; Gigasporaceae.
CACUUAAACGCUACCCAAUCUCGUUUUGCAGUGGUUGCUGCAUUGCCACUACCGUUUACACAUUCCCGUUCAUAUGAUGUUGAAGCAAUAAUUCGGGCAGAAUGUAUAAAGGAAUUGGGUGUAUGGGUUGUUAAGUACCCUAACCGAUUUCUGGACGAUACAAAUAUAAGGUAUCUCGGAUGGCAAUUGUCCGAUAAGUCACAAAUAGUGCGGUUGGAAUCGUUGAAAGUCUUAGAACAGCUUUAUACUAGUGAGACAUUUGUAAACGGUUUGCGGAAUUUUACCUCACGGUUCAAACCUAGACUAUUGGAAAUGGCUUUAAGGGAAAUAGACAUAAACGUUCGUAUAGCCAGCAUUCAAAUACUUACCAUAAUUCAUAAGAUCGGGAUGUUGGAAAGCGAAGACUGUGAUCAACUGUCACUUCUUAUAUAUUGUGAUGUAACAAGAGUAAGAAAAGCAAUCGCACCAUUCAUAAAAGAAACACUUGAGGAUGAUUUUAUACGGGAGAGAAUCUCAAAGGUUCAAACUUUCUUAGCAACAAAUGGUGGUACAAAACGAAAACGUGUAAACGGUAGUGGCAAUGCAGCAACCACUGCAAAACGAGAUUGGGUAGC